Molecule: messenger RNA, 2400 nt
Organism: Zasmidium cellare ATCC 36951
Lineage: Eukaryota; Fungi; Ascomycota; Dothideomycetes; Mycosphaerellales; Mycosphaerellaceae
Exons: 3
Coding region: 1-2400 (799 amino acids)
Biological process (GO): mitotic cell cycle checkpoint signaling; protein ubiquitination; ubiquitin-dependent protein catabolic process
Cellular component (GO): nucleus
Molecular function (GO): protein binding; ubiquitin-protein transferase activity; metal ion binding
Source: RefSeq, a predicted model, not a curated record
AUGGCGCAGGAUGGGAAUACUGGUGGAGGACUGCUGGACCUGGAGAGGGAGCUGACUUGUUCGAUAUGCACGGAUAUCCUGUACCAACCACUGACGCUCCUGGAUUGUUUACAUACUUUCUGUGGGAGUUGUUUGAAGGAGUGGUUUAAAUGGCAGGCGGCUUCCGCGGCGACCAACAAUCGACGAACGACUCAUCCGUAUACUUGCCCGUCAUGUCGCGAAUCGGUGAGGGGGACGAAGGCGGACUGGAGGUUGAGUACGUUGUUGGAGGGGUAUUUGAAAGCGAACCCGGAUAAGAGCAAGACGGAGGAGGAGAAAGAGGAGAUGCGGAAACACUACAAGCCUGGGGACGAUGUGUUGCCGCCGGUGAGGGUGGAGGUGGAGAGCGAGGAUAGUGAGGAUGAGAGGUUGAUGGCUGAAGUGAGGGAGUUGAGUAUGGCGGAUGUGGAUCCGGAGACGGCAAGACGGAGGGCAGAAAGAGCCGCGAGACAUAGGCAGAGGAGAAGGCAGGGACGAGAUACGCCUGAGGAUCAGGAACGGAACCGACAGCGACAGGAGGACGAGAGGCAGGUUGAGCAUCAGCCCUCUCUGCGGAGUCUGCUUAGUGGGUCGGAGAUCAAUUCUCAGGACGUGCAGGAGGAGAUAUUGCACUCGAUCUAUUCGGAGGGACUGCUGAAUGGGAUCGAUAUCGAUAACCUCACGCCGGCACAGGAGGAGGAGCUCACGGAGCGGAUCGCUGAGGCUUAUCGCAGAAGACAGAGGAAUAGAGAGCGAUCACGAAAUCGAGACAGGUCAACGACUGCACGGAAUCAAAACCAGCAGCGUGCAGAUAGCCAGCCACCUCAGCAGCAGCAGUCAAGGGCGAGACCACCAAUUUCCAGACCACACCUCUUCGAACAGCAGGCGUCUGUUGGUGCCGAGCGGAAUGAACGUCGAUCUGCGAGCUCCACAAGCCAUCGAAGACAGACCUCUUACAAUCGCAAUACUUCUACAGACAAUGUAGCCCCAGCCGCCCGCUCAGCAACAGAUCUCUCUCAACACCCAACCAGCGACGAUAGCCAACGUCCAAGGCCACGAGCCUUGUCGAAUAACGCAAGAAGCACGACUGAUCCGACGAAUCUGCGCAACGAUGUCCAACGUGUCCGUAAUACGUCUGGAAGCUUGAGACCAGAUGCCGCGAACCACUCACAUCGAUCGAGGAGUCGAGAGAGUGAGCCUGCUCGAAGACAGACGAAUCCACCAAGUACGAGUACCAGUCUGGCGCCAACAUCGGCUCCCACCAGCACUCCGCCUCAGCAGUCCGUCCGACCAGCUGUAUCAACAGCAGCCUUCGCCCCAGAACCUGUGACUUCCGAAACCGCAAGCAGAGCACCGCCUUCCAUAUCAUGUUCAAGAUGCGAGAAACCUCAAAUCCAGACCAAACUCCACUACAACUGCUCAAAAUGCAACGACGGCAACUUCAACCUAUGCCUCCAAUGCUACCGCGCCGGCCGAGGGUGCAACCACUGGUUCGGCUUCGGACUCAUGGCCAUGUACCGCUACGAACAAGCCGCGCUUCCAGAAGGCCACUCCUCUCGAACCUACGACUACCCACACAUCAUCACACCGCGCCGCUACGACCAAACCUCACCACACACCCUCCACUCCGGCGCCUUCUGCGAAACCUGCCUCACCCCCACCAACGACUGCUACUGGUACUGCGAGCUCUGCCUCUCAGGCGCCUGGGGCUACUGCAACGCCUGCGUCCUCCAAGGCCGACACUGCACCCACCCCCUCCUCCCCACCGCGCACGUCACCACCCUCCCCAACCCCCCAAAAGACAUCCGGUACCUCCCCCUCCCGCACCUCCCCCCAAACAGCUACGUCCUCCUCCCCGUCCUCACCGACUGCGACAUCUGCCGCCUCCCCAUCCCGCCCAACUCCACCCGCUUCCACUGCUACGAAUGCAGCGCCGGCGACUACGACGUCUGCAACCAAUGCUACACCUCGCUCGUCUCCGCCGGCAAAAUCUCCUCCGCGAAUGGCCCCAAGGGCUGGAGACGCUGUCUCGCCAACCACCGCAUGGCCGUCGUCGGGUAUCAAGACACACCCCUAGCGGGAGGCAAGCUACGCAUCACAUUACGAGACCCCGUCGGUGGAUGGAGGCUUAAGGACUCACCUACCACCAUCGCACCUCCCCCUCCUCCGUCCCAGCAGAACGGGAAUGCGAGUGGGAAUAGAACCGGCUACAGCGCCAUCGCCUCCUGGUCCUGGUUUCCCGAGGAGGGACAGGCGGAUGAGUUGGUAAUCCCUGCGGGCGCCGAGGUCAGGGAGUGUGAGGAUUUGAAUGAGGAUUGGGGGGUUGGGGUUUUUGCGGGGAGGGUGGGGGUUUGGCCGAGGAAUCAUGUUCAGAGAUUGUGA